Oryza sativa Japonica Group (Japanese rice) is the source of this 1647-nucleotide messenger RNA. RefSeq lists its product as uncharacterized. The record is from RefSeq and is a predicted model, not a curated record. Lineage: Eukaryota; Viridiplantae; Streptophyta; Magnoliopsida; Poales; Poaceae. Gene Ontology annotation, molecular function: protein binding.
UCGCAGCAGAAUAAAAAAUCGCCGCCGCCGCCGCCGCCGCCGCCGCUGCCCGUCCCCGCAACCCAACGCCUGAUUCGCUUCUCCAUCUGCUUGCAUUCAACCGGGUUGUGGAGGAGGAGUAGGAGAAAUCCGGUGGAUAUCGAUCGGAUCCAGAUGAACACUCGACUGGAUUCCGGCGGACAGAAGUAAAUCCGGAGUCGGUUUUUUCGUAAAUCGCAGAAAUCGAGGUACAGAUAUUCAUGCUGCCUCGAUGUGUUGGAAUCAACAAGAUGAACAAUUAACAUCCGAAGCACAAAGAAUUUCGGAUAAAUCCAACUAAUCGAUCGAUCGUAUAUGCAACUAGUGCAUAUACAUAUCUAGUAGAUUCCUGUUCAUAAUUUGGAGGAGGAAGAUCAGUUAUGAGUUACCGGCGAUUUGUGAAUCUGGUGCUUGAUAAGGUCCAAGGCAACUACACAGUGCGGCGCAUGGACAUGUCACGCUUCUUCCUCCCCCGUAAAUUGGCAACGCCGCUGGACGCCGGAGCACACGACGGCGCGGCGGCGGUGGAGUACGGCAAUCUGCCAUGCCCGGUGAUGAGCUUCCGUGCAUCGGUCUGCCCGAUGGAGACGAUGGAGUUCAUGCUCCUUGGUGGAAGGCAUAACAAGAUAGUCGGCACCGACCUGACGGGGCGCACCCUCCUGUACGACCCCGACGAGCACGUCGUCCGCUCCCUGCCCACCCUCCCCAUGCCCAAGUUCUCCCCCGUGUCCCUCACCAUCGGCGACGACGACCUUUACAUCCUCGACGACAUCCAGGGCCCGUUCACCGGCGGCCAUGAUCACUGCUUCCACGCCCUAACCUAUAGUAGGGAGAGCUUCACCGACGCCGACGGCGACUGGUGUUGCCACACUCUCCCGCCGCCUCCUUACAUGGUGAAGCAACGCGGCGACUUCCAAUUCGACUCCUACGCGGUGGUGGAUGGGGUGGACAUCUGGAUAUCCAAGCAAGGCGUCGGCACCUACAGGUUCCACACGGAGCGCGGAGAGUGGAGCGCGGUGGCGAGCGGCGGCGAGUGGUGCGCGAUGCCGUUCACCGGCCUCGCCGUGUACGUGCCGGAGCACGGCCUGUUCUAUGGCCUCGCGUCCGGCACCGACAACGUCCUAUCUGCGUCUGAUCUCAUUAGCGGCGGGAGAAAGCCGGAGCAGCACAGCCUCCUUCCUCUGGAGUACACGCCGCCCAAGGCGUUGACGCAGGUGUCUUCCCACCUCGUGCACCUGGGCUCUGCCAACUUCUGCAUCGCCAGGUUCUUCGAGACCGGCUUCUUCGACGCCGACGAACAACACAACCCGGAGCUGUUCGCUGUGUUCACCGCCGUCGAGGUGGAGCGCUGCGACGACACUGGAGUGCUCCGCCUCGUGAAGCACAAGUCGGAGAUGUACAAGCUUAUCAGCGAAAUAUAUUAUUGGGUGCUUUAAUCAGCUAUUACUCCCUCCGUUUCAGAUUAUAUUUAUUAAAAUCAAAUGCUUAAUUUAUAUUGGGUCCGUGAGGGGACAGUAAAGUUCUUUGCUUAAUUUAUAUUUCUUAUUUCCCAAUUUCCUUGUAAAUCAGAUGAUAUAUUUUGCUUGGAGAUAUCAUUGGUUUUUCCUUGUAAAUCUUUUUACUAAUUCA